UGACCGAAAGGAACUGAUAUGAACACAGCAAACAAUGACCUCAUUGCGUGCCAAUGAUAUCACCAGUGCUUCUUUGAAUGACUGUAUUUCUGCCCAAUCACCACUGAUUGUCUUGAAAUCUCGCUUGGUAGAUAGCCAAUGGGCUGAGGUAAAUGGCAAUAUCUAAUGUUUAUAUCCGGGAAGACCAGCUUUUGAACGAAAUUCGAGCGUAACACAGCCAUUUGCCAUUGGAAUUUCUACCCGAAGGAGCCACUUUGUUUGCGCGAAGCAGUAUUGAGUCAAGAUCAUUUUCCGCUAUUUUAUUGAAGGAAUUAUGGCGAGUAAAUCUGGAAAAUCAAACGCAAAGUCCAGGUAUACAGAUCUACAUGAUAUUAUUGACGAGAUUGAUAGAGGAAGUGACACAGAAUUACAAGAAGAUCUAUCGGAUUGUAUGUCAAGUUUGGACUCCCAAUUUGAGGACAUGUUUCUGUAUGGUGAAGAUGCCAUUCUCGAUUGUCCCUCCAAUUCUGAUUGGGAGCCCCCACUGCCAAGGUGCCCAUCCCCCACAGGAGCGGGAUCAUCUAGCCGGACCCCUGCUGUCUCCGGCUCCACACCUACCCCCGCCCUGCCAGGUGGGAAGUCUGUGACAAAGAAGUGGAGGUGGGGAAGAGCUAAACCUGCAAUCAGAGAGGAGGAGGGUCGUUGGCACUCUGUGCUGGAGGAGGAUGUGUUGCCUACACCUCCAGUAUUCAGACCGAAGAGGCCAUCGGGACCUCAGCUGGACAUGACCUCUAAGUACAGCCCCAUGCAACUUUUUCAGCUGUUUUUCACCUCGGCAGUUGUUGAUUCCCUGGUGUCGAACACAAAUAAGUAUGGUGCUAAGAAGCAGGAAGGCAAGAAAGAGGGAUGGAAGCUAAAAACCCUGAAAGACUACUGGAAAACUGCUCCCCUCUAUCAACUGCCUUUCCUCUCCACUGUCAUAUCAUGCAAAAGGUUUCUGACAAUCUCACGGGCGCUUCAUAUCAGUGACCCAGAAGUUGAUGAGGACAAUGAGAAGAUGAGAGGCACAGCAAGGUUUGAUAGGCUGUGCAAAAUAAAACCGCUCUACCCCAGCAUCGUUGAGGCUUGCAAAACCUAUUUUCCGCCUGCCCAGAACGUUUCCAUCGAUGAGAGGAUGGUAGCUUCAAAGGCCAGAAUUGGCCUAAAACAAUACAUGCGUAACAAACCAACUAAAUGGGGUUACAAACUGUUUGUUUUGGCUGAUUCUGUGUGUGCAUACAUGUGCAAUUUUUUUGUUUAUGAGGGGAAGAGCAGUUUUGCGACCGGUAAGGGACUUAGCUAUGACUCUGUUAUGCAGUUAUUAGAUUUUCAACUCCUGGGGAAGGGCUGCAAACUUUUUGUGGACAACUUCUACACAAGCCCUACCCUGUUCACAGACCUGAGGAAGCGGGAUGUGUGGGCUUGUGGCACCAUUCGGACCAACAGAGUGGGCUUUCCAAAGACCAAGGUGAAUGACAUGCCUAAGCGGGCUGAGCGGGGUACCAUGUGAUGGAUCUGUGAAGAUGGCCUGCUCUUUGUGAAGUGGAUGGAUACCAGAGAGGUGGUCAUGUGCUCCAGUAUCCACAAGUCCUUCAGUUGAGAUCACGUCGUCAGGCGUGUGAAUGGUGCUACUGGGGCAUGGACCACAAAAAAUGUCCCCAUUCCUGCAGCCAUCAAGGACUACAACAAGAGCAUGGGAGGUGUGGACCUGUCAGAUGCACUGAUUGGCUACUACAAUGUUCUCCACAAGGCAAUGAAAUGGUACAAGACAUUUUUCUAUCAUUUCAUUGACGUUGCUGUGGUGAAUGCCUUCAUCCUCCAGAAGGAAAUGGCUAAGAGCUGUGGACAGCCACCCAUCUCACAGCAAGCCUUCAGGGAGCUGCUCAUCCAGGAGCAAAAGGGCACAGUAGGGAGACAUCGUUGUGUUCUGUGUCACAGGAAAUGCCCCAUCACCUGCACCAGCUGUUCAGUAACCCUCUGCUUUACAGCAGAAAGAGACUGCUAUUGGGCAUGGCAUCAGAAGAACAAUAUUUUGGAGAGGACUGAGGGUCUUCACAAUAUUGUACAUUAUACAUUGAAUGUGUGUAAAUAGUUACCCUUGUUAUUUUACAUUUAUUCAAAAUGUCAUUUUUUGUGUGUGUGGGGGGGGGGUUGUUAGAAUUGCAUUUGAGUGUUUUGUAUAUAGUCUUUUACUUAAAAUGUAUCUCUGUACCAAUUCGGCCACUUGGGUACAUUUGGGCAACUUGUGUGGGACACCUGGAUGACUACAUGCUCAAUGUCAUGUAGCUCACUCAUUCCUGAAGAUAUCUUUCUGAAACCUUUUUCAAAUACUGUUGCCAUCUUAUGUUCUUCAUUCAAACCACCCCCAGCAUCCUAUCUGUAUGUUUGGAUGUUCUUGUUCAGUUGAAAGAUGAUGCAGCAACAAUAAAAACAGAAAACAUA
Molecule: messenger RNA, 2460 nt
Organism: Oncorhynchus nerka (sockeye salmon)
Lineage: Eukaryota; Metazoa; Chordata; Actinopteri; Salmoniformes; Salmonidae
Product: piggyBac transposable element-derived protein 4-like
Exons: 2
Coding region: 314-1528 (404 amino acids)
Source: RefSeq, a predicted model, not a curated record